This is a messenger RNA of Oenanthe melanoleuca, 4225 nucleotides long. It is a transcript of the gene HAND1, whose product is annotated as heart and neural crest derivatives expressed 1. The record is from RefSeq and is a predicted model, not a curated record. Gene Ontology annotation, molecular function: protein dimerization activity; DNA-binding transcription factor activity, RNA polymerase II-specific; RNA polymerase II transcription regulatory region sequence-specific DNA binding. The coding region runs from base 175 to 783 and encodes 202 amino acids. Lineage: Eukaryota; Metazoa; Chordata; Aves; Passeriformes; Muscicapidae. The transcript has 2 exons. Gene Ontology annotation, biological process: regulation of transcription by RNA polymerase II; heart development.
CCCCAAACAACAAACCCAAAACCCCAAACCGCGACCGCCCCACCCCAAAUCCCAGAGCCGCCGCCGCCACCGGAGCCGCGCUCCCCGCAGCCCGCCGCGCCCGCCCGGCGGGGAGCGCCGCCCGCCCGGCCAUGGAGCGCUGCUGAGCGGCCCCCGGGGCCAGCCGAGCGGAUCAUGAACCUGGUGGGGGGCUACCAGCAUCACCACCACCACCACCAUCACCACCACAUGCUGCACGACCCUUUCCUCUUCGGGCCGGCGGCGCGGUGCCACCAGGAGCGCGCCUACUUCCCCGGCUGGGUGCUCAACCCGGCCGAGGCUACCCCCGAGCUCGCCGGGCAGAGCCCGAACUACGGCCCCGCCGAGUACGGCCCGGCCGGCCCGGGGCGGCUGGAGGCUCUCAGCGGCCGCCUGGGACGGCGAAAAGGUGUCGGGGGACCCAAGAAGGAGCGGCGGAGGACGGAGAGCAUCAACAGCGCUUUCGCCGAGCUCCGCGAGUGCAUCCCCAACGUGCCCGCCGACACCAAGCUCUCCAAGAUCAAGACCCUGCGCCUGGCCACCAGCUACAUCGCCUACUUGAUGGAGGUGCUGGCCAAGGACAGCCAGCCCGGGGACACCGAGGGCUUCAAAGCCGAGCUCAAGAAGGCGGACGGCAGGGAGAACAAGAGGAAAAGAGAGACGCAGCCCGAGGUCUAUUCGCAGCCUCUGGGUCACGGCGAGAAGAAGCUGAAGGGCCGGACGGGUUGGCCCCAGCAGGUCUGGGCUCUGGAACUGAACCCCUGAGAGCUGCCCCGCCGCCUCGACGGCGCUCCCCGCCCGCCCCUCCAUGUGCAAUGUCGGAGAGAGCCCAGCCCGGCCCCGGAGCCCAUCCAGGCGCAGGAUACGGGGAGCCGGCCCGGCUGCCCCCCGCCCGGGGGAUGCUCUUCGGGAGAGAGGCGAGAGCGCUUUGCGGGCUCGGGUCCUGCCCGCCUCGUCGGCAGCGGGGACCAGCCGGGCCCUUUCCCCCGUCCCCUUCCCGCAAUUGCAGUAAUCGUUGCUCCUUCCCUCUGCCAGCAGCGAUCGGCUGCCCCUGCCCCGCCGGGCCGGACUGGAACGGUUCGAUUCGUUUGCUGUUGUAAAUACGAGCCCCCGAUCCCCUCUCCCCGUCCGCGGCCCGACCGACGUGUGGCUGCGGUGAAACUACCUAGAGGUGCAUUUGGGAACACUCCUGUGCCGGGUUUUCUACCUCAGAUCUGCAUGACCACUUCCCGAAGGACCGAGCGCGCCACACCACGUAUUUAAAACUGAAUAGCUUAACAAAAAAAAAAAAAAUUAAUAAAAUAAAAUUUAAACUUUAUGCGAACGGCCUCGGGUCCGAGCCCUAUGCUUUCCUCUGCUUCAGCAAUCGCGCUGCUCUGGCUGGGUCCCCUGCGCUGCCCACAGGGAUGCUGCGGGAUUAAAGACACCCCUGAAGUCAGUACUCUGCUGUGGGGCCGAUCCAUGUGCGGGAAUUCCUCCUUGGGGAGCUCGGGAUCCUUUGAGACUCGUUUAUGCCGUCCUUGCUCGCCGAAGGAGCUGGCGGAGCUCUGCAAACCCGCAACCUCCUCCGGGCACGAACUCUGCCCCUGCCCUAGAGCCCCUUUCCUCCCUCCCCAGGAGACCUGCUGGAGGGACUGGACCCGUGUUUGGUUUGGGGAAGGAUGGCAGGAUCAGGCCUUUGCAGCGUCGGGAUGGCACCACAGAGCUGUGGAGCCCCGGGUUUUAUUGCUGCCACGCAGAGAGUCAGCGCUCGGCUCCCCUCUCGGCUCUGGCACCGGCAGCACUUUCUCACAGGGAUCCCCUGUUAGGCGCUGCCUCGGCCGCGUUUCGAAGGAGCAGCGUCCCCUCCUCGCCAUCCGAACACGACGGAUACCACCAGCCUCAGACACAGCAGCGCUCACGCAGCCCAAAUUCUGACACCACUCGGGCAUAAAUCCUUAAUAAUCCUUAAUGAGUAAAGCCAAAUCCUCAUUCCUUUACACUGUGCACACAUGGUGCUCUUACCGAAGAGUUCCAAGACGUGCGUGUAUGGGCUCAGAGCCUGAUCCUGCCUUCCCAGCCUGGCCACGCUGUCGUUCCCAGAGACACCGGGAUAAACCCUGACACUCGGGCGGCUGCUUGGGGCAAAGAAAAACUGCACAGGAAAAUGUGUACAUUAUUCUAGGGCUAAUCUGAGGGCUCACAGCAGGGACGUUUACAUUUGCUCUUUUAAACCAAGCUUUUGAUUGCGACUAAAGGUAUAGAAAUAAUGAUGCAACAUCUGUAAAAUACUGACACAUCGAUCAAUCUGUGCUUGUGCAGCCUCACAUGCCAAGAAUACCCCAGCUCAAUCCGUGGGGAAGCAGCUUGGGUUUUAUAACCACUUUGUGCAUGUGUACAAAUACAGGAAGGACACACAAACAUUGGGGGUACAGCCAGUGUAAUUAACACUCGACGAAAAGAAUCCGGCUGUGUGAAUCAGCCUUCCCUCUUCCCUCGCUCCAGAGCCGCUGCACGGCUGCCUUCCCUGCCCCUGAUCUCUUUUCUGAUCCCUUUGAGAGAGGCUGAGAUGAAAACUGACUGCCAGAGAAGAGCAAUACCAGCCCGCAGUGGUACUUUUUUGUUUGAGCUGUAAGAGGUUUAGUAUGAUACCACUUCCAUGAGUGAAGUAGAGUAGGGCACUCCUAAACCCGAACAAAAAAAGGAAAAAAAAAGGGGAAAAAAAGAAGAAAACGUACAGAAAGUCAGCCCCAAAUAUCGUAUUUUAUGUCUAAGUUUCACAGUCUCCUAAAGGCUGGGCUCUUAUGGGAAGGCUUCCAAACUGUCACUAACACUACUACCCAGCCGAAGUCCUGUUCAUAAGUGCCAGCCGGAUCCGUGUACCCGUAUAGCACCAACCGGGGCUGCCCUUCGGCGGGGCAGGAGGGAAAGGGUUAAAUGGGGACUCGGGACUCGCUGUGCUGUGAGGCAAAGGUGACUCUGCACGGGAAUCGCGUCCCCGGUGCCCGCACACCAGGCUCUGUCUGGUACAUCCCUCGCAGCCUGCGCAUCUUUCACUCCACCAAAAGCCUCCGCUGGUUUUUACUUUAGGUGCUUCUAAUUCUGCUCCUGGGAAGGGCACCCUGCACAGCGAGGCCGAUGUUCUGCCUGCAUUCGCAGGAUUUUUUAUUUUCUUACCACAGGUUUCUGGUGGUGGUACCCGCCGGCUGCAAACUUCUAGGGAAGGUGCCCCCAGUGCCAGCCUCCCCCGUUCCUUGGGAUUUUGGAAGUGAACGCGCUCUCUCCGUUUCCACGGCUGCAGAGGAUUUCCCUGCCCAGCAAGGAUUUUUCUGCGAGGUAGAGGCUCAGCAUUUGUGGGGAGAGAGGAUAAAAAAUAGCACCAGACAUUUCCUGUAGCCUCGGGCUUCCCCGCUCCCCUAAACGCUUUGGACGGGCUGCACUUGCGGGCAGCGCGCUCCGUGCCCAGCUCGGUUCCGCCGCUCCGGGGCCGGGAAGGGGAGCCGAGCUCCCAGCUCAGCGCCUGUUCCAGCCCGGGAUGGGGUCAUCCCUCACCCCCAAAGGCAGAGGAGCCCCGCACAGGGACAGCCUCCCUUCCUCCGGCAGCGGGCCACGGCGCCCCGGCAGCAGAACUCACUGCAAGAACGGUUUGGCCACCAGCUUUGAGAUUUUGGCUAUCGAAGUGCCUUGCUGCUCGGUCAGGGGAGAUGGCCCUGCACAUACCUUCACUCGACCCUGCCGUGAACUUGAUGCCGUUGGGAUCAGCUGGCUCGGGGCACGCAGGCGGGGGCCGGCAGUUGCCCGGGCAGAGGAACACGCACGCAGGGAGCGCUUGGCCCCGGGGCAGCACCUUACGUGCCAGGUUCCCUGCCCUGGAAUCCAGCCACGAGCGACACUGCCGGCGACCCUGCUGCCAGCCCUGCUCCCUGUCUGGCCAAGGGGGCAAUGCUGUGGGCAAGGAGGCUGUCGGGCACUUCCCACCCCUCGCUCUGCACCCCUGGUUUGGCGUGCAAAGGAAUGGCUCGUUUUUAAUUUUUUUUUCUCUUUUUCCCUCCUUUCCUGCCAAGCCCAGACCCUGCUUCUUGUUGUUGUAGGUAUUUAUGGGCCUGUUUAUCUGAUCUCGGGGGAGCCUAUUCUUAUCUCAGAAGCAGCAAGGGAAGGGUUACACUGGACAGCUCGGUAGACAGGAUGGAGCCAAAUAAAAUACCAAUCUGACAAAAAAAAAAAAAAA